GAGAGCAGCAACCCAUUUUAGGAUUAUUACUUCUUUUAUCAGCUGAUUUCCCAACCAUUUGUUGUUAAAUUAUAGGUUUUCUCUCUAGUUUAAUCUUGUGGACGCUCGUCGACUCUAGCGACGUAGCGUGCACCCAAACUUUCUCUCUGCUUAGUUUAUAGCGGUGUGAUAUCGUUCAGUUGGCCUACAUAUGUUAGGACACUUUACGUUGUUUUCCAACUGAAAAUACCAAAUUAUAUUUAAGGUAUAACUAUGAAGUGAUUCUCCAGCCAUUUCAUGCUUGUGGACAUUUGAGGACGAUGUUUUGACAGACCGGAAAUUUGAGGUCACAUAUCUGUGCCGGUAGUGGGAGUUGACAUCAAGAAGUUAAGUUGGGAGCUCUACCUACAGCUCGACAUGGACAUACUUGUAGGAGGAAUUGAAGGUGGGGCGACUUGCUCCAAGAUGGUCCUUAUGAAAUUAGAUGGUACAGUUGUGGCCAGGUCUGAGGGGCUUUGCACCAACCCUUGGCUGGUAGGACAAGAAGAAUGUAUGAAGAGGAUUUAUGACCUGGCCCUAGAUAUCAAGAAACAGGCUGGUAUAGAUCCAAACACGCCACUCAAGGCUUUGGGUUUGUCCCUAAGUGGUGGCGGAGAAGAGGAAUCACAGAAGAAAAUUAUUGAGGCACUGAAGAACAAAUACAGCUCUCUAAGCGAAAACUACUUUAUAUGCAAUGACACCAUAGGUUCUAUGGCUACAGCUAAAGAGGAAGGUGGGGUUGUUUUGAUAUCAGGAACAGGCUCUAACUGUGUGCUGGUCAAUAAAGAUGGACAGACAGCCGGGUGUGGAGGCUGGGGCCACCUUCUCGGGGAUGAGGGGGGAGCUUAUUGGAUGACACAGAAAGCCUUGAAGAUGUUAUUUGAUCAUGAAGACAAUCUCUUUCCUUGUCCAUAUGAUGUGACUUUUGUUAAACAAACCAUGCGCAAUCAUUUCAAGAUUGAAACUCAGAUGGAUUUGCUGGAACACCUCUAUACCAAAUUUGACAAGAGUUUCAUUGCAUCCAUGAGUAAAGAACUAUCUAAAGGUGCCUUAGAAAAGAAAGAUCCUCUCUGUUGUCAUGUGUUUUUUGAAGCUGGGAAGAUCCUUGCUCGGCAUGUUUUGGCUGUGGCUGCAAAGGCAGACAAGGCCCUUCUUAACCUUGAUGGUGGACUACCUGUUGUUUGUGUUGGCUCAGUGUGGAAGAGUUGGGAGGCCUUAAAAGACGGUUUCCUAGAAGGCAUGAAGUCUCGUCCUGAUGUGAAAAUCUCAGAGUUCACAUUGCUGCGCUUGCAUGAAACUGGAGCUCUGGGUGCAGCUUUUCUUGCAGCCAAGGCAGCAAAGCUCCACCUGCAUUUGAAUUAUGCAGCAAAUGCUGAUGUUUUCUUUCACCACAAAUUUUAAACCAGUGUUGCAUUGUUAUUCAAUCAUGUAAUAAUUGUACUUCAGUACAUUCCUAUGAGGAAAAAAACGGACCAAACUAUCAUGAUUGUUUUAUAACAAAGAGAAUGCAUUUAGAAUGAUGCAGGACCAUUUGUAUCACAGUCUGCAUGUGAGAAAUUACAAGUAUUUUUUAACUAUUUUAACCAUUUAUCAUUGAGCAUUAUCAAGUGGAUUACCUAUAAUAUAGAAGGAUUAUAGAUACUCCCUUUUGUCCCUUCCACUGAAGAUUAAACAUUCUCAACUGUGUUUCAAUUUGAAAAUUAUAUCAUUAAUUGUAGGGUGAUCAAUUCACGAGUGCCUGCACCAGCAAUUGGUGGGGAUACCGUCAUGGUGAGACAUGUUCUGAUCAGAUCAUGCAUUAGGGAUGCUAGUCAUUGAAAAGAGAGGAAGAGGGGGGUGCUUUCUGCAUAAAUUGAGCUGAAUACCAUUUUUUUUUUACUUUGACUUUAUUUAGAAGUAUUUAUAUUAUGAAUACUAUAAAAUACAGUGAUUCGAGACUGACUUGAGUGAUGCAUUUUACUAAAUAUAAUUAUUGUAAUUUUUAUAAAAUUAUUCACUUGUACUGUAACUGUUUCAUCUGUCCCCCACCCCCAGUACUUGGUACAACAUCUAGCUGUGCAAUAUAUGGUAAUAUAAUGAUACUUAAUAGUAAUAAUGUAUUCUUAAUUAUGUUUUUGUUUUAACAAUUAAAAUUGUAGACUUGUAAAGUCCAAUUUUUUAUUACCAGCAGUUUAUUUCAACUGUUUUUGAGGUAUGAAAUAAUCUUGGAUUUUGUGAAUCAAGUCCCAGAUACACUACACAAUGUAUUCAAAAUAUGGUUUGGUCUUUAAAUUGGCAUGGAAAGCUUUGAAGUAGCUCAGUAGUUGCAGCACAGUGUAAAGGUACUCUUUGCACAUAGAAAGUGUCACAUUGUAUUCAGGAGUCAAUGUAUUCAGGAUAUAAAACGAUCAAGAUUUUGUGGCUAGCUUAUUGAGCCUUCCUCGAUUUCAAGCAUGAAAAUUUAAUCAGAGUUGCAAGAUUUAGACUCAUUUGAAUAAAUCUGACCAAUUCCAGAAAAACCAAUGCUCUUGUUUCUCUUUCACAAAUAAUCAAGCAAAUAAUCUCAUCAUGCAAAUUAUUACAGCUUAUGUUCAUUUUUCAAAAUGCAUGCUUGUAAAGUAGGCCAACACCUCAAGAAAGUGAAUGAGGGAAAAACAUCCAAGCACUUCAAAGAGCUCCAUUUAUUAAUAAGCAAUUGAACAUUAAUUCCAAAUAUACAAACACAGUUACAGUUGUGAUUAACCAAUAUAUACAGACUUUAAAAUGCUUAACAUGCUAAAACAUUGGUUUUUAAAAUGAUGAUUACCAAAAUAAUUAUCAAAGUAGCACAUUAAAUCUGUAUCCUACCGUACAAAAGAAUGUCCACAGAAUCAAACCACAUCUCCUUCACCUUAAAAGCAAUGGAAUCACUGUUCCAAAUACAAACCAAGGGAUGGUGUAAAACACAGAAGCUCUGUUAUUUCUGUGAUAUGAAAAGGCUUUGUUUAACACUUUUAAGAACAACAACAUAACAAAAGUAUGAUCUAGUUCAGUCCCAUCUUCCCCUACAUUUUGAGUAGACUUGUAUAUAUAUAUACACCACUACAGCAACAAUGCUGGUGAUGAUAUGUACUUCAUGCAUUGGGAAGAAGGGUCUGGUUUCCAGUUUUUUGUUCCAUCAAGUGUUCUGACAUCAUGAACCCCCAGUACAUAGCUAACAAGCAUUAGCAUAAAGCAAACUCCACUCCAAACUGUAGCUAUGUUUCAAAUGUUUAACUUCUGAAGGCAUGUGCUGAACUUCAAGGGUAUUU
Messenger RNA from Lingula anatina, 3287 nucleotides. RefSeq names its product N-acetyl-D-glucosamine kinase. NCBI's taxonomy places the organism in Eukaryota, Metazoa, Brachiopoda, Lingulata, Lingulida, Lingulidae. The record is from RefSeq and is a predicted model, not a curated record. Gene Ontology annotation, molecular function: N-acetylglucosamine kinase activity.